This is a messenger RNA of Aaosphaeria arxii CBS 175.79, 1007 nucleotides long. Its product is annotated as ClpP/crotonase. The transcript has 2 exons. Gene Ontology annotation, cellular component: peroxisome. Gene Ontology annotation, biological process: fatty acid beta-oxidation. The record is from RefSeq and is a predicted model, not a curated record. Bases 17 to 748 code for a protein of 243 amino acids. Lineage: Eukaryota; Fungi; Ascomycota; Dothideomycetes; Pleosporales. Gene Ontology annotation, molecular function: enoyl-CoA hydratase activity; delta(3)-delta(2)-enoyl-CoA isomerase activity.
AACACAAACCAACAAUAUGGUGUUGGGACAGUACUGGAAUCUGCGCGUAGAUCGCCAUGAUCAGGUCUUUGUUAUUACCCUUCAAAAAGCACCAGAGAAUCGCCUUAAUGUACGCUUUGCGCAAGAAAUUAUAAAGGCACUCCGAGACAUAGAACAAGAAUUGGGACCCGACUCGGAAGGGUGUGUCAUCGUAAGAGGCAAUGACGAGAAGUUCUGGUGUACAGGCCUAGAGCUUGACGAGGCGGAUACAAACCCCUUCGCGAACAACGAUGGGUUCUUUCCUCUCUUAGCCACACUCCUUGAUUACCCAUUUCCCACCAUUGCCCUAUUGACUGGCCACACAUUUGGCGGCGCAUGUCCUUUCUCGUUAGCCCACGAUUACCGCAUCAUGAAUUCGAAACGGGGCUUCUUCUCCAUGCCUCCAGUGAACCUUGGUCUACAUUUUCCUGGUAUCGGUUUUCUCCCUCGACUUAAAUUGCGGCCCCAGGUUGCCCGAAAAAUGCUUCUUGAAGCGCAUCGAUGGACAGGAAAAGAGGCGUUAGCGGACGGGAUCGUCGACGAAAUAGCAGAUCCAAGCGAGAUGCUGGAAGUCGCACUGAAGAAGGCCCGAAGCAUCCAAGGGAAAGCAAAAAUGGGCGUGUACAGUCUGUUGAGGAAUGAACUCUGGGGCGAGGCCGCGGAGAGAUUGAGAAGUAUUAGCUACGUGCAUGGAAGGAUGGUGAGCGCACCGGCGAAGGCGAAGAUUUAGUUCUGGAGGAGCAUUUGUUGGGACAUUUCAAAUAUCGACCGGGGAUAUCUCAGGAGACAGCCACGUGAGAACCAUGAUUCAUCUGCAGUGCGCUGCUAAGGUUCGGAGCUGCCUCCUCCAUGAAGUGAAACAGUGUUACAAUGCUGGGAGUCCAGAAUUCAUGGUUGUGUCAGCUUGGGCAAUUGUGAGGAUGAACAGUAGUAACAAACCACAACAGGUUCUGCCAGCCUAUAUUUUACUUAAAUGUCUGUUCCCCGUC